Messenger RNA from Cuculus canorus (common cuckoo), 12557 nucleotides. It is a transcript of the gene TTBK1, whose product is annotated as tau tubulin kinase 1. NCBI's taxonomy places the organism in Eukaryota, Metazoa, Chordata, Aves, Cuculiformes, Cuculidae. Gene Ontology annotation, cellular component: nucleus; cytoplasm. The transcript has 15 exons. Gene Ontology annotation, biological process: peptidyl-serine phosphorylation; signal transduction; peptidyl-tyrosine phosphorylation. The record is from RefSeq and is a predicted model, not a curated record. The coding region runs from base 679 to 4665 and encodes 1328 amino acids. Gene Ontology annotation, molecular function: ATP binding; protein serine/threonine kinase activity.
UGGUCCCAGUCCCUGCAGUGCCUAGGCACAUACUGGCCAUACUGGUCCCAGUCCCUGCAGUGCCUAGGCGCAUACUGGCCAUACUGGUCCCAGUCCCUGCAGUGCCUAGGCGCAUACUGGCCAUACUGGUCCCAGUCCCUGCAGUGCCUACGUGCAUACUGGCCACGCUGGUCCCAGUCGCCGGGCUCUGCAGUGCCCAGCUCCACAUCGGUGACGCCAGCGCUGACCCCAGCAGUGCAGGGACGAACCCUGCACCAGUCCCCUUCGCGGCGAUGCCGAUCCCGGUGCCAGGGCGGUGCUCAGCCCCGAAAGCCGGUGCCGGUGCCGCCCGCAGCCCCUGGCCGUGCGGCAGCGGGGCGGUCCCGGGGCGGUCCCGGCCGGGCGGGGGCGGCCCGCGGGUGAUGUCAAGGCUGAUGCUGUCGGUGCGGCGCGCGGUGCAUUGUGGGCGAAUCCCGCCGCCCGCCGCGGCUCCGAGGGGGAGGAUGCGCCCGGGGCCGGCCCGCCCCACAGCCGCAGCCGCAGCGCGCCGGGCCGGCGGCUCCCUGCCCUGCCAGCCCCGUUGAGCGGCGCGGGGCAUGCGCUGCCACCGCCGCCCGCAGCGGGAGGCGCCGCCGGCGGCGGGGCCAGAUAAAUGGCUCAUUUAAAUUGGGAGCUACUAAAAUACUCUCUGGCUGGCAAAUGCAGUGCCUAGCAGCAGUCAUCAAGGACGAACCAAACAUGAGUGGAGGAGGGGAACAGGUCGACAUUCUUCCGGCCAAUUAUGUGGUCAAAGAUCGCUGGAAAGUGUUGAAGAAGAUUGGUGGUGGUGGCUUUGGGGAGAUCUAUGAGGCAAUGGAUCUGCUGACCCGUGAGAAUGUGGCCUUGAAGGUGGAAUCAGCCCAGCAGCCAAAGCAAGUUCUCAAGAUGGAAGUGGCUGUCCUGAAAAAGUUGCAAGGGAAGGAUCAUGUUUGCAGAUUUAUUGGCUGUGGAAGGAAUGAGAAAUUUAAUUAUGUGGUCAUGCAGCUCCAGGGCCGGAAUCUUGCAGAUCUCAGAAGGAGUCAGCCUCGAGGGACUUUCACUCUGAGCACAACGCUGCGAUUAGGGAAACAGAUUUUGGAAUCAAUAGAAGCCAUUCACUCGGUGGGAUUCCUGCAUCGUGACAUCAAGCCUUCCAAUUUUGCCAUGGGCCGCUUACCUUCAACCUACAGGAAGUGCUACAUGUUAGACUUUGGGCUGGCCCGUCAGUAUACCAACACUACUGGGGAAGUCCGGCCACCUCGCAACGUUGCUGGUUUUCGAGGAACGGUCCGCUACGCUUCAGUGAAUGCACACAAAAACCGAGAGAUGGGUAGACAUGAUGACCUGUGGUCCCUCUUUUAUAUGUUGGUGGAGUUUGCAGUUGGUCAGCUUCCGUGGCGAAAGAUCAAAGAUAAGGAGCAGGUUGGCAUGAUAAAAGAAAAGUAUGAACACCGAAUGCUGCUAAAACACAUGCCUUCAGAGUUCCACCUUUUUCUGGAUCAUAUUGCAAGCUUAGACUACUUCACCAAGCCAGACUAUCAGCUAAUCAUGUCCGUUUUCGAGAACAGCAUGAAAGAAAGAGGUAUCACUGAAAAUGAAGCCUUCGACUGGGAGAAGGCUGGUACAGAUAUCUUGUUGUCCACUAGCACCUCUACUCCACCGCAGCAGAACACCAGGCAAACAGCAGCCAUGUUUGGGGUUGUUAAUGUCACUCCAGUACCUGGGGACUUGCUUCGUGAGAACACUGAGGAUGUCCUACAGGGUGAACACCUGAGUGAUCAAGAGAAUGCUCCUCCCAUCCUGUCAGGCCGGCCAGCAGAAGGUCUUGGUCAGACUCCAAAUGCUGCUUUCAAUGAGGCUGAAGUUUGGGAAGAGACAGAUGUGAAUCGCAACAAACUCAGGAUCAGCAUCAGCAAAACUCAGUGCAUGGUGGAAGAGGAGCAGAGAAAUGGUGUCUGCCCCAGUUCCCCUGUCCGAGUGCCUCCGGAGUCCCCUACCACACAAGUGCGCUCCCUAAGAUACCGCCGUGUGAACAGCCCUGAGUCAGAACGCCUCUCCACUGCUGACGGCAAAGCAGAUCUACAUGAAAGAAGAUCUCGAAUGGAUUUACCUGGCUCUCCAUCACGGCUCGUAUGCUCCUCCCAGCCAGCCCAGAUGCUGUCCAUUGAUACUGGCCAGGCUGACCGGCAGGCAAGCGGUAGGAUGGAUGUGUCUGCUUCAGUGGAACAUGAAGCCCUCAGCAAUGCUUUCCGCUCAGUGCCACUCGCAGAGGAGGAGGACUUUGAUAGCAAGGAGUGGGUUAUCAUUGACAAAGAGACAGAGCUGAAGGACUUUCACCCAGGUGCUGAGCCAAGCACUUCUGGAACCACAGAUGAGGAGCCUGAGGAACUAAGACCUAUUGAAGAUGGUGAGGAGAGAAGGCGCUUGGGGGCAGAUGCUGCAGUCAGGCCGAAGACACAUGAUGGGCGAAGUCGGGGCAUGCAGCCUGUGACUGAGGAGGACAGUUCCCACAGACAUGAAGGACCUUCUCAAACAGUAUCUGACAGUAAACACGAACAGCAGACAGGAAGUCCAGCCCAUUCCCCCCUACAUUCAGCACCAGCUAUCCGACAAAGAAGACGAGAAUCUGAACCUACGGGUCCUCAGAGACAGGCCUACAUGCUGAGGUCAUUUGAAAUGAAUGGUCUGCCCAAGGCGGUGCCUUUAAGUUUGCCUUAUCAAGACUUCAGAAAAGAUUUGUCAGACUACUGGGAAAAGCCUAGGGUGUCCCAGCGGAUAAAGAAAGUUGAUUUCUCAAAUGUUGUCUUGACUGCUCCUUGCAAACCUCUGGAACCUUAUCUGGAAAUUAAUGGAAAAGAGGAGGAGGAGGAAGAUGAGGAAGAAGAGGAGGAGGAGGAAGAUGAGGAAGAGGAGGUGGAAGAGGAGGGGGAUGAGAUUGAUAUGCAGAGUGGUUCCAGCAGUGACCUGAGUCAAAAAAGCACAGAACGCAGCCAGGAGUGUGCAGCAUCCACACUCCUGGCUGAUGAUCAGAAGGGAUCCAAGGGUCGAGCAUCCACUGCUGAUGGGGACCUGGAGCUGGAGGAAGGCUCAAAGACACUAGUGCUGUUUUCACCAGGUGAUUUGAAAAAGUCUCCGGUGACCACAGACUUGGCUCCAGAAGUUGAUCUGGGCACUCUUGCUGCACUGACACCUCAGAGCGAGCGGCCGCAGCCUAUGGGUAGCCAACUGGAUGUAUCUGAGCCAGGGACUCUGUCCUCAGUCCUUAAAUCUGAACCAAAGCCUCCCGUGGCAGUGGCUACAGCUUCCUCCCCCUUUACCAAAGUUGAGCGCACAUUUGUUCAUAUUGCUGAAAAGACCCACUUAAAUGUCAUGUCUUCCAGUGGCCAGCUGAUGAGGCACGAGGAAUACUGCCCUCCAGGCCAGUUUGAGGAGGUCAUUAUCGAAGAAGAGCUGGAGGACAACCUGGUGCUGGUAGAGAAUGGAAGCAUACAUUCGGGGCUAGAAGGGGCAGAGACGGAGAGCUGUGCGCUUUCAGCUAAUCCCAUUGAAGCCACCUCAGACACAACAGGGGAGCAGCCGGCCCUUCGCAGUGGCAUAGCAAAGCCUUCUGAGGACAAGCUGGAGCUCUCUGACAAAGUGGCACUCUCACUGGAUUUGGAAGAGCCUGGCAAGCUGGUUACAAAGGAGCCUGACCUUGCAAAAUCAGCAUCAGUGGCAGAACAUCUUAAGCGAGCAGAGACUCUCCUCGACACACCGCAGCAGGGCCCCAGGAGACCUCUGGGCUCCAGGUAUCGAAGUAGGAUACCCAUCUUAUUCUCCGAGGAGGACACUGGCUCAGACCUUUCAACUUCACUCUCAGCCAAAGAGAGGUUUUAUAAAAGGGCAAAGCAACCUGACUUGGCUCGCCUAGUGAUGGAGAAGAGGCAAAACCGCCUCCUGCGGCUGGCCUCAGGAGCCUCCUCCUCAGCAUCCUCCAGUGAGGAGAGGCGACGGGCCUCAGAAACCCUGUCAGCCACUGGUUCUGAGGAGGACACCCAUGACUCCGAUGACUCCAUUCCAAGAAAGGCAGGGAAGACUAAGUUUGCCCUCCUCGGGAAAGAAGAGAGACCCAUAAGCACAAAGAGCAGAAUUCCUCGGCCCAUUACGCCAGUGAAAACACCACUAGAGGCAGCGAAGUCUGAAAGCUCCAUGGCCAUGGCAGUGCUAUGUAGCUCUCCGCAGGAUGCGGGUGUUGCCUCCAGGCUUCAGGCACAGAGAACAGCUGGAAGUGUCCCAAACGAGUGCCGAACAACACAGAUACAAAGUCGGCUUCCUUCUUCACCAAGCUCCACUUCUCUUCCUCCACGGAGCAGCUCACGGAGGUCCAGCUGUGCAUCCCCUCGAAGCCCUGUCCUUCCUUCAAGAAACCCCAGUGCUUCCCCUAGAAGCCAGCUGCCACCUCGGAAGGAAAGUCCUUCUCCCUGCCGACAGCAUAAGCCGGGGACUGCUCUGCAGCGAGUUCCUCCUUCCCCCCGACCUCAGCCCACAGCUCAGGCCCUGGGUCCGACAGGAGAUUCCCUGCCCUCUCCUGGUGUGGCCAAAAAACGACAAAGAGGAAAAACCCAGACUCAGAGUCCAGCAACCAAAGGAAAGCAGGUGUCCCUGGAAAGUAAGGCAGCUGCCAGAUAAUGAUCUUCUUUUGCCAGCCCAACGGACUGGGUAAUUUCUGCAUAUAGUAUACACUUGAGAUGCUGCAGCACAGCCUUCCAUGCUGGACCCACGAGUGUAUAGCAGUAGCUGUACUUCAAUGCUUCACUCACUCUCACCCCACACCGUCGCGAUCCGCUCCCAUGGGCCUGAAACCCUCUGAGCCACGGAGCCUUCUUCAAGGGAGACAUCCAGCCCGCAGCUCACGCUUGCUAACGCACAGCACCAAGCAGCGACCCAGGCAGCCUGCCUAGUGCCUGACCCUCCUCCCUCCCCAGGCAUUCCCUUCUCUCUGUUAGCAAUACCGGUCACCAACACCACCCCUGGCUUUGGAAAGAGGAGCAGAGGUGAUGAGAACAAGGCCUGCUGGAGUGGGAGGUUCCUGUCCUCCAGGCAGCUCCCUCCUCUCUCCUUGCUGGGAAAACGCCAGCCUUGACCACCACCAUCUAACUGAGUGUUGGCUCACCUCCUGCUACCUGUGUUAGGAAGGGAUUGUCACCAGCUCAGCCAAGAGGGAUGGAUACGUCCUUGUGUGCAGGUGGGAAUGGGAGACGGGCAGGUCUCGCUGGAUGCUCCUGCCUGCUCCAGUAUGUCCCACAGAGGAGGCCAUCUGGCACUGCUGCAGUUUCAGCAGUUGCCUGUGUAUUGGGUAUUUAGAUAGAAGUAGGGAUGCUUGCUAGGAAAUCAAGAGCACUUGCUAAUUGAUGUAGAAGGGAGCACACUUAAGCCGCUUCUGUCUCAAAUACUAAACUGUGAUCUGUGGAGACCACAUCUCCCAACAUGGGUGGUUCCAAUCGACCUGAGCAUGGUCGGUGCCACAGACCCAUAGUUCACCAAACACAGCUCCAUCCUGAAGAUGUGAAUAGUCACUGGAUGCCUUUAGCUUGGGUGCCCCUUGCACCUAAAUUCCUUGUGCUUUAUUGUCACGCUCUUGGUGUUUGUGAAUUUUGGCACGUGGUUGAAAGUUCCCCUACAUGGCAGGGUGGGAAAUUAUUAUCUUGUAGUAUACUCAAAAGCUGCUGCUUUGCGAGGAGAAGUAAGCUGACACGUGGUGGGUACCUUGGGCAUUUCUACCUGAGAGCAGAGCGGGUUGAGUUGCAGAGGUCGGGUCUGUGUCUUUCUCGGUGCUCAGCUCACACGUUGAAUGAGAACUAACAAUGUGAACAUAAAAGCCAGGGCUGUGCUCUUCAAGUAAUAGUAUCAAAGCAGAAGCUUAGUGCUCAGCUAGAAGUAAAUCAACCAACAUUUUAGCCCCUAGAUUAAUUAGUAAAUUUUGAAAGUUAAAGCCAGGAGGACUGAUACCUGUCUGAGUUUGAUGAGAUCUUCCAAGUAUUCACAAAAUGUUCCCUGCAUCGCACAGGAGGAAAUGCUCCGGACCCAAAUACUUUGGGCUUCACACAAUUGUCAUGCCUGAAAAAAGUUUUGCAUGAGACGGAACAAAAAUACAGCUGCUCUGUACACCCAUUCCCACAGCUGCAACUGCUGCUGUUAUAUGUGUCUUCAAAUAUUAUACUUAACUAUAAUAUUUGCAGACAAAAAAAGCUUGAUAGAGGAAUCGGGACUGUAGUAAACUUGAUUUAUUUGAACAUAGAUACAAACAGUCACGCUGGUGGCCAUCGAGUUCAAGGAAUCCUGAAGUUGUUCACAUCUUCAGGAACUGUUCUGGAAGCGAGUGUGAGAGCUGUGACAGGGUAGGUGGGAGAACAGAGUAUUCCUUGGACAUUUGAACAGGGAAAUGUCUAGAAAUAGGUGACAGGAAUUACCUCCUUAUAAGACAGUCUCAGUGUUGGCAAUGCUAAGAAUUUUUUUGAUCUAGCUCAAAGUGUUUGCUGUUUUCCAUUGAUGCCUCUCACCCUGGUAUAGAGUAAGAAGCACAGCUUCUAGUCUGAAAAUGUGCCCUCAGCUUUGCAGAGGAGCAUUGGGAACUCCAGGGUCAGGUUGUGGUUUGAUGGACUGAGCUGAUGAUGCCACCAAAAGGCAGUGAUGCCUCCAAGUUCCAGCUGCUUUUUUUGCACUGUCACUCACCCUUAUAUUGGGGCAGCUAUUUGACGUGUCCAGAGGAGAGCAACAAGGCUGGUGAAGGGUCUGGAGCACAGUGGUUAUUAGGAGUGGCUGAGAGAAUUGGGAUUGUUUAACCUGGAGAAAAGGAAGCUGAGGGGAGACCUCGUUGCUCUGCAUACCUCCCUGAAAGAAGGCUGUAGCGAGGUGGGUGUUGGUCUCUUCUCCCACAUAACAAGUGAUGGGAUGAGAAGAAAUGGCCUCAAGUUGCACCAGAGAGGUUUAGAUUGGAUAUUAGGAAAAACGUUUUUACUGGAAGAGUGGUGAAGCAUUGGAACAGGCUGCUCGGGGGAGUGGUGGAGUCUCCAUCCCUGGAGGUGUUCAAAAACUAUGUAGAUGUGAUGCUUUGGGACAUGGUUUAGUGGGCAUGUCGGUAUUGUGUUGAUGGCUUGACUUGAUUUUUUUGGACGUCUUUUCCAACCUUAAUGAUUCCAUGAUUUUGUUAAUUGGCUGGAAAUGGUGAUCCAGCAUGAUACCAAGUGCUCUGGUUUGCUGGUUGAGUUUUCAUCUGGUUCAGUUCAUCAGUCUGGUUCAGCACUGGUCACACCAAAGACGUGGGGGGAGGAGAGGACAAGAGACUGUGCCUGCAUCGUCUGGUGGCACUAUAACUUCAUGUGAGUUUGAAGUGUGGGUCAAACUGCCACUUAAAUAUUCCCUGCAUGUUUAGAAACUAGAAAACAGAAUAGUCCCAAACACAGAUUCUUUCCAGAAAUGUAAAUUAUAAUGGCUCUCCUAUUGAUUUGUUGGGGACUGUUCAUUUUAGAGUGCUCAGAUGGUAAGCGUUUGUCAUGGAGCCUUUACCAGAUGCUUCAUCAAGGUCUUAGAUGCUCAUGCCAAAAAUUACAUUGAAAGAGCUUGGCAAGAGGGCUACAGGACUAUUAACAGGGUUAGCAAACCUGCCUUACCACGAGAGGUCGAUAAAGCACAAUCAAUGUAUUUGUUCAAGAGAAAGUUUAAAGGAGAGUUUUCCAUGCCACUGUUAUACCCAUGUAAGAAAGGAAGCUCCAGGGCAGAGAUCUUCCAUCUGGCACAGGAAAGCAGGGAAGACAGAGCAGCUGAGAAUGGCAGAUGAAGACAUCAGAAGGCUUUUAGUUAUGAAGCACCUGUCCAGUGAAAUCUUUCACAGGAAUGUGGGGACUUGCUUUUAUUAAAAGGUUUUAUGAGAAACCUAGCUGUCUUCUAUGAAGUCUUCCUGCCAUGACUCAACCACAAGUACCAGGCAGGAUGCUGAGGACACCGAUGAAUCAUCUCUCUUUGUGGUGCAGUAUUUUCCCAGUCCUGCCGAACACAUGCCAAAGCUGUCACACAUUGGAGAGCCACCAGACAGGUCCCACAGAUUUCAGAAAGCCAGUGAAAGAUUUCCAGCGUGGAAAAUGACAGCCGUUCCCAGUGUUGUUUGACAGGGCUGGGCUGAAGGAACAGCUGGAUUCACAGAGAUCUGGGACUAGCAUGAGUGGUCUUUCGUCAUGGUUGUGCUAGCAGUCUCCCUGCCCCAGUACAACCCUGCUUCCGAGCUGUCCCUGGCACAGAGGGGAGCAGGAGAGUGCUUCAACAGCAUGGUGCACCCUGGGUCAUUUUGGAUGAGGGUGGGCUGUGGCAUCAGGUGCCAGAAAGCUGGCUGACCCCAGUGAUGCUUUCUCCCCAGAGAGCCUGUGCAGGCGCGGUCACUGAAAGGUUUCUAAAGGUCGUUCCUGCAAGACCUGACUGUCCGAAUGUAUCUCACAAGUUUGGGUCUCUAAACCUGCUUCCUUUCCCAGUGAAAAGUGAUGCUGUAAUCUUGGCUGGAUAUCACAUAAACUCUUCCCUGCCUUCACUGAAGUUAUUAUUCCAGGAGUUUCAGUGCCAGACUCUUCCGGUCGAGUGGCUAUCAAAAAUUUCAUAGCAAGAGGUGGUCCUCAGAACCAGGUUUUGCUAGUAGAGCUGGUCACAGGGUGCUGCCCAGCCCAAGCAAGAUUAUAAGCCCAUUAGUAGCCCACGUGCUGCAGGAGGUAAUGCCCUAGUCCCUAUUUCAAGUGUCAGCAGAGGAACUUGGGAAAGCCCCUGUCAUGUGGUGCUACUCUUGAUCUCCUCCUUGACUCUGAUUUUCAAAGUUCUGUCCCUUCAAUUGAUCAGUGGUGAGUGUGACCCCAGCGUAUUCCUGUCACUGGGUUGCUGAGCACACUCUGAUUGCAGAGGUUCCCAUUCCUGUUGUGUGUCUCUCUGAAGGGAUUUUCUGGCAGGCAGGUGGACCAAGAGUGAUGUUCUCUGCUAGUGCUACUGUGAAAGGGACAACAGCUCCUCUGAGUCCUCUCAUCCUCUCUUCCUCUGCCCUGCAGGGGUAGGGCUGGAAGAGCACCUGCCGUAACUGGAGCAAACGCAGGAGAUCAUGUCUGUGGGUAGGAGAGCCCAAGGCCUGGGAUAUUAGGGAGAAGUUAGGUUGUUGAGUGAUGCCACAUGAUCCAGUUCUAGGAACACAGGCCAUGGUGGGCUGUCCCAUCCCAGAAAGGCAUGAAAUGCCAAAUCUUGCAGUUCUCUGCCACGAAAGAGAGCAUGCAAGCUCUGUCAGGCCUUGAGGACACACAAGGCUGCUCAAACACUGCGAUGUGUGUGGCUGCAUCCUUGCUUCACUCCAGAGAAGAGAAGAUUGAGGAGAAGAUCAAGCUGACCAGAGCAGAGGAAAUGGCUAGGAAGAAUAAAGAAAACUUUUGGGGGUCAAGGGAGGAGAAAGCAGGCUUCCCAGCACUUUCCCAUAUUUGUGGGAAUUUCUGGGAGCACCCUGAUGCUUCAUGGUUUCCCGUCAGUGUACGCUGCAGGGUCUGUCCUGGUCAGACGCAGAUGGUUGUGCCCAUGGGUGUUUUGAGGGGACUCAUGGGCCAAGCUGUCAUCAUGCCUGUGUCUGUGCGUGGGUGGUAGGAACGGAUAGGACUUGCUAUGAGGUGCAUGCUGUGGUGUCUGGGGAGGGAGCAGGGGGAGGAACGUAAGUGUCUGUGGGAGUGCCUGGUAUCAUAAGAUAAAACAAACGCUCUGCUGAGAGUCUUUGCUUUGCUGGGGUCUGUGAAGGUCCUGCCUGCUUUCUUAUCUGCCAGCUGAGAAGGUGGCACACUGGCUGGUAAAAACGAGUCGGUGGCUGCUGUCUAGCCAGGAGGUUUUGCAAAGAAGCAGGGAUACGGCAGGGAUGUGCUAAGUGACAAAUCUGAAGUUCAGACACUUCUCAGUGCUAAGCCAGUGCGAGGAGAGGUUAUGUGAGCAGAGAGAGCAAAAGGACUGAUGGCGCCAGACUAAUGCCAUGGAGGGGCUUGAACACAUGGAUGGAGCUGCUUCACUGAUUCAUCUGGUUGGCAGCACAAACACUUCUGCUUGUUUUGGUGUUUCAGUAACAGACCUCUCUGAGUCAGUUGUGCUUGGAAUCUAUGAGAGGCAGGAGACUUUGCUUGCCUUUUCUAAGUAAAGAAUAUUAUAAAAUAUAUAUUAUUAUAACAAUACAAUAUUAGUAGUGCCCAUUAUAUAUAGUGGCUAAAGGUUGAAAAGGAUCCUGCUACCUUCAAAGAAGUGCCCUGAUGCUAUGUGACUUCUGAUGUGUGCAGGACUAACUGCUGCGUGCAGUGGAUGUGGAUGGAGGAACAGGGUAUGACUCUACCAAAGUGCAUGUAGGCUAUGAGGCUCUGCUCACCUGAGCAUGAACCAGGAGCAAAACACACCAGCCUGGAUAGUUGGCAGCCAUCGUGAUUGCCAUCAGAUUUGUAGUAACUGCUGGACUGCCAUACAUCUUUGCGUGGCAUGGAUCAGAGGCUGGAGAAUCCCUGCUAACAUAGCUGCCCCUCACUAAUAACAAGCCUCAUUCACUAGUGAAACACUUUGAUCCAAAGCAAGUUGGUUUGGGGCAAGAAAACCUUUGAUGUUAUUCCUUUCCAACACAGAUGUACUUUCUCAAUAUAGAUCCCCUGUAAGAAGAGGGCUAAGUAUCUAUUGAUAGCCUGACCAGCACCAGUAGCAGCUUAAUGAUCCCUUAGCACACUUUUUUCUUCUCUGGAUAGUGUGCUGACCCAUGGCAUGAUCCCACCACUAUUCUUUGUGCACAGACACUGAUGCCUAUCUAAGGCUUUGUCCCACACAUCAAUCAACUGCUGUUAAAUUAACCUUGUGAACACAGUAAAAGUCCUGUUGUGGACAUGAGUUUGGUUUCCAAUUAAUUUUUUCUGGCUCAACUGAAACGUACCCCUGAUCCACCUAGGCUUGUUUCACAAAGUACAUGGGGACCACUCGAGAGUUUGCAACCACCUUUGAUUCUAUCUGUUUUCCACCUACUCCAACAGCUGUGCACAAGGGAGAGAGCUUGGGCUUCUGGUCAGGCCCUUUUUUCUUGUGGUGUGUGGCAUACUACUGACAUAGGGUGGAUGCCCAAGGUCCUCUGCAGAACCCUGGAUGCUUCUUUUGCUCUUCUUCAGCCUGUUGCUGUGCUCUGAGGGGCUGGGACCAUGCUGAUAGUAGCAGCAGAGCCAGCUGAUGUUAAGACAGGUUGGCAGCAUCUCUGUGAGCGUUGGGGUUUCUGUCUUUGCAAGGCCAGAGAACAGCCUUGGUUGCAGGCUGUGGUGAGUCGUGAUGCUGAGCACAGCCAGGAUCCCACGAAAUGACAGCAAUUUGUACUCCAUAACACUCUUGUCCUCUCAUUCCUAAGGUACCUCCUCUAGCAAACCUUGUCUUCAAAGUCACUGUGUACUCCCUGCAGGUCAGUUCCUCUUUGGCUGGGGCCUUGAAGCAAAGCUUGAAGAAGACUUGGCCAUCAGCCUACACAGCAGACCCUGCACCAUGCAGGCUGGUGCUCCAGGUUAUAAGAAGGAAUAUUAUUCCUUUUAUUUCUGGAGCUGCACAUGUCUGAAAAGCAGGUUUGACUUAUGCAUUGAUGUCCUCUGUGCUAAAAGGAGGAAGGGAGCUACCACAGCAAAUCCAGUUGUUGGUUACCAGUAGGGACCAAGGUGAGAACUCCUCCUGUUCUUAGUUCUAAACCAGAGGGGGCUGCAGGAGUGGGAUCUCAGCUUUGGUAAGGGUACUGCUGGGCUGGUAUCAGCAUGGGGCAUGCCAGUAGCUGCUCUGCCUCUGGCGUGCCUUGUAUUUCCUCUGCCCUGAGUGUAGGGAGGUCUGACACAGGGUCACUGGAGGAGGCAAGGGCUGACAUUUACUCAGCACUUCGAUGAGGCAGAGGCUCCUGUACCAUCACCUGCAAGAUGGUGUGAUGAGCUCUGCAGAACGUGGGGGUUUAUGUGAGGAGUCCAGGCAUAACAGUGAAAACCAGUGUCAGCAUCACUGCUGUGCUAUGGGACCUGAGCUGCUUCUUCUCUGGACAGGAAUUGAAGCUGGAAACACAGAUAAUUUUGUAUAUCUCCUUUUCACACAAUAGCAUGUGACUCUACACUCAGACAUUUUAUCUGACACACCAACGCUGUUUUCCUUUGCCUCUGGCACAGUCUGACAAAGUCUUUUGGCCUGGAGGCAGGACUUCCACUCCUCGGAAAUGUGACUGGGUCCCAAGGCUAAAUCUCUCUACAUAUCUUCUUUGCAUUCUUUAGGAAAGCAGCUGGAGAAUGUUUACACACUGCAAACAGAAUGUACAAUUCCGACCGAGGAACCACAAUCCGGUUCAACUGCAUGGCAACUUUCUUGGCCAUAAAAAUCUGGCAUGCAUCACAGAAGCCCUGUCUGUGUACAGAUCCACCUGGCAUUUGUCAUAACUACAGAUCACAUCUUAAAAAAAAUAAAUGAUGAUGCCAUUUCUUGUUCAUAUCAGACACAGUUGUCAUUAGGUUUGUUAUUACAAGGGGAUUCUUGAUCAUGCCAUUAAA